AUGCCCGUGCUGUCCGCUCGUGUUCCACGUGCCCUUACUGUCCUCUCACCCGUGGUGUCCGUACCCGGUGCCCCCCGUGUUCCCGUGCUGCCCCCCGUGUUCCCGUGCUGCCCCUCGUGUUCCCGUGCUGCCCCGCUCUCCCCGUGCUGCCCCGUUCUGCCUGUGUUGUGCCCGUUCCCGUGCCGUGUUGCCCCGUUCAGCCCUUGUCCUGCCCCGUUCUUCCUGUGCAGCCCCGUUGUCCCCGUGUUGCCCCGUUCUGCCCGUGUUGCCCCGUUCAGCCCGUGUCCUGCCCCGUUCAGCCCGUGUUUUGCCCUGUUCUGCCCGUGUUGCCCCGUUCAGCCCGUGUCUUGCCCCGUUCUGCCCGUGUUGCCUCGUUCAGCCCCCCGUGUCCUGCCCCGUUCAGCCCGUGUUCUGCCCUGCUCUGCCCGUGUUGCCCCGUUCAGCCCGCGUCCUGCCCCGUUCUGCCCGAGUUGCCCCGUUCAGCCCGUGUCCUGCCCCGUUCUGCCCGUGUUGCCAUGUUCUGCCCGUGCUGCCCCGUUCUGCCUGUUUGUGCCCUACCCGUGCUGUCCGUACCCGUUCGUGCCCCACCCGGUCUGUGCUGCCCGGUCUCGUGCUGCUCGUCACCCCCGUGCGGCCCGUCCCGUACAGCACCUAGUUGCUACCCGAACCCGCUACCCGUACCCGUGCUCCUCGCACACCGUGCACCAGCUGCGGGGCGUUCAACCGCAGCCGGGCACCUGUUCCACCGCGGUGGUUCAGAUGCUGCUUGGUGGUUGCUGCUUGUCACUUUCAGAGGGGGCCCCUUGCUGGUGUUCCCAGGCCCUGUAA
Closterium sp. Naga37s-1 is the source of this 828-nucleotide messenger RNA. The record is from the annotation of a GenBank genome assembly. NCBI's taxonomy places the organism in Eukaryota, Viridiplantae, Streptophyta, Zygnematophyceae, Desmidiales, Closteriaceae.